AUGAGUGGAGCUAAUCAGAAGCUUAAAAUUGCAUUUGUGCAUCCAGAUUUGGGUAUUGGAGGUGCUGAAAGGUUAGUUGUCGAUGCUGCAAUUGGCUUACAAGAACAGGGACAUGAUGUGGUCAUAUACACUAGUCAUUGUGAUAGAAGCCAUUGCUUUGAAGAAAUUAAAAAUGGAUUAUUGAAAGUGGAAGUUUAUGGUGAUGAAUUACCCACCAACUUUCUGAAUAAAUUCUACAUCGUUUUUGCCAACUUAAGACAACUUUACCUAGUGUUGCAACUGUAUUUGAUGGGGAAGAUAAACCAGCAUGAUCUUUACAUUACGGACCAGCUAUCUACUUGUAUGCCAUUCUUGCACAUGGUCAGUAGUGCCAAGUUGAUGUUCUACUGCCAUUUCCCUGAUCAGUUAUUGGCACAGAGAACAAGUUUAAUAAAGAAGCUUUACAGGGUGCCCUUCGAUUUAUUUGAACAAUUUACCAUGAGUGCUGCUGAUUGUGUAGUGGUGAAUUCCCACUUUACGAAGUCAAUUUACCAUAAGACUUUUAGAUUUUUGGAAGGUGAACCUGAUGUUAUUUACCCUUGCGUGGAUCUAUCCUUCCAAUCAAUUGAACCGAUCGACCAAGACUUCUUGACUGGAUUAUUACAUCCUCAUCAGAGAUUCUAUCUGAGUAUAAACAGAUAUGAAAGGAAGAAGAACAUUUUACUGGCGUUAGAGUCAUAUGCUUUAUCUAGCGAAAGUGACGAUGAAAAUUCGAAAUUAAUAGUCACUGGUGGUUAUGACGAAAGGGUAUCUGAAAAUGUAGGUUACUUGCAAGAGCUACAGGAGGCGGCCGAUAAAUUAAAGUUAUCCCAUACUACAAUUUUUUACCCAGAGUUUAGGAAAAAUGGAGGUUUAAACAAUUCCCAAGCGCUGAACAGUAAGGUUAUCUUCUUGACUUCAAUUUCUUCUUCCCUAAAGGAAUUGUUGUUAAGUAAGAUGGAAUUACUAUUGUACACACCUUCUUUUGAACAUUUUGGUAUUGUUCCUUUAGAAGCUAUGAAACAUGGUAAGCCUGUGCUUGCUGUAAACACUGGUGGUCCAUUAGAGACGGUUGAGCGUUUGGUUACAGGUGUCAAUGAGAAUGAAGCCACAGGAUGGCUUGCGAGAUCAGAUCCUAAGGAUUGGGCCAAGGCCAUUGAAGAAUUCAAGUCAGUUACAAAGGACGGGAAGGUGAAUUUUAAGAAGAAUGGGUUGAGAAGAGUUGAAAAGUACUAUUCACGCGGUGCAAUGACACAGAGUUUUGAAAGAAAUAUCGAAAAAACCAUCGACAAAGAAAAGAAAACUUAUUUCUGGGAAACUUUUUUCGUAGGUCUACUCAACUUUGCCUUGCAUCUUGUUUUCCAAUUCACCCUUGAAGGUCAAAUUUGGCCAUAUAUUGGGAUGUCAGUGAUUAUGGGCUGGUACUUCCACUCUGUAUUUGUUCUAUUCUGGGUUGUCCUCGCCUUGACAAAGAUAUCAUGA
This is a messenger RNA of Zygosaccharomyces rouxii, 1500 nucleotides long. RefSeq names its product GDP-Man:Man(1)GlcNAc(2)-PP-dolichol alpha-1,3-mannosyltransferase (gene ALG2). NCBI's taxonomy places the organism in Eukaryota, Fungi, Ascomycota, Saccharomycetes, Saccharomycetales, Saccharomycetaceae. Gene Ontology annotation, molecular function: GDP-Man:Man(1)GlcNAc(2)-PP-Dol alpha-1,3-mannosyltransferase activity; alpha-1,3-mannosyltransferase activity. The record is from RefSeq and is a predicted model, not a curated record. The transcript has a single exon. Bases 1 to 1500 code for a protein of 499 amino acids.